Messenger RNA from Aureobasidium musti, 1260 nucleotides. The record is from the annotation of a GenBank genome assembly. NCBI's taxonomy places the organism in Eukaryota, Fungi, Ascomycota, Dothideomycetes, Dothideales, Saccotheciaceae.
AUGGAGGAGGCUCCUUUGACUUUGGCGCACUCGCACGCGCGCAAAGCGGCCGUCGAAACGUCAAAGUCACACCUCGCCGUAGCUGCCACCGAGCACCUUGCUGCCGCUGAACAAUACGCCAAAGCACAGCCCUCGACUUCGGAUCCCGAAGCACUACGCAUGCUUAACCUCCUGGAAGAACACCACCGCCAACUAGCACAUAUCAUCCGUUCCAAACACACCAUCGCAAAGGCUGUACAGGACGCCGAACAUGUCGACUCGCUAGAAUUAGAUCCCUCUGCAGCCAUCGCCUCACCGCCCAUCGCCCCUUCAUCCGCUCCCCCUCCGCCUGUCGCCAGGGUACAUCCCUCACGUCGCGAGUCUUCGCCCGCUCUUGCAAAAGAUAUAGCCACACGUAGAGGCAUCCCGCAACAGCCUUCUCUGCUCAAUCCUCGAAAACCUGUCCCAUCGACUACCACCUCUACUACACCUUCUGUCGACCGUCGCACUCCUUCAACGUCUGUCAGCCCUGCCACCUCGACUCAAUCCAAGGACCAAGACGAUGGCUUCUCCCGCUUCUACUCCAAUUGGACCACAGGGCCCCUAUCCCGCUUGUCGUCCAUUCUUGCUUUCACUGCUCUUCCCCUGACAGACACUCCCGAGCCAGACUCGCCGACUUCUUCACGCCACCAGAAGACGAGUGCGAGGGCCUCCAACGACCCCGAUGUCAAAAACCUAAUAUCACCCGCUGCCUUGAACGCCCUACAACAACACGGUCAUAUUGGGCCUGGCGAAAGUUUCUAUGUCAUACCUACAAGCGGUGGCACUGCAUCUUACGCCAACAUUGUCACACGCGAGCAGCGCUAUGCCCGUCGCCAGCACCUGUCCAACAUCAGUGAAGACGAUCCUGCCGAGUUUGUCGAUGCCCAAGAGACUCAAUCUGCAAAACAACCGAAUCGCGGCCUAAUUUCCGAACGAGAAGAAGAACUACAACUCCAGAACGAUACACUUAAACAAGCCCUGGAUCACGUAAGCCAUCGAUUGCAGGCAUUCGAGUCGCACGCUCAAGAUGCCUCGAUGGCUGCAUUGACACACAGUGUCGCCAGCGUGCGAACCACUCAUUCUGCUGUUCCUUCCAGUACCUCUCGACAAUCAGAUGAUGAGCUACAAGCUGCUUUGAAAGAGAUCAAAAGACUCGAACACGAUAAUGCCAAAUUCAGAGCUUACUACUCCAAGUUGAAGGAUAGUGCAAAAGCAAGGAGGGCCGAGUCUAAGGGUUGA